AUGGUUCAAAACAAAAAGACUGUUCAACGUGGGGAUCAGGAAGGCACUUCACUCGUCACACCAGAAGCCAUCUCGCUUCACGUGGAAGAUCAGGCCGUCAAAGAAAAGCAAAGCUAUGCCAUGGUAACAGGACUUCUUCAAGUUUUGCUAGCCAGCAUUGCGUACCAACGGAAUCUCUUCCCCAAAUCGUGUUUCGAGAUGCGAUCACCCUCAUUGAUCCGCACAGAAGUCCGUCGCUCUUACAAGCAGGCCCACGCUCGCUCAAACACAACCAGCAGCGAUAAUGAAAUGACACAUUUAGCAACUGCACUGGCACAACGAGAUCAACCUCUCGUAGUCUUAGCUCCAGGCCAGACAGAUGGCGUUGACACACUGCUAGCUUGGCUGGAUGAGAUAUCCAAGGGUCUACUCGAACGCUCUUUGGAUGGCGUUCAGUUCAGCAUAUGUGCGGACAAAUCGAGACCUUCCGAAAUCCUGGAGCUGUACACAUUCUCUUUCCAAUACCGUGAUGGGAAGGACGGUGAACGACGGCUUAUGGGGUUGACGGCUCCGGGUGGUGGCAGCGGCUUGAUUACCAUUCGAAGCGUUAGAUCUGGCAUGGUCAAUGUGAUCGACCAAUUCAAAAAUUAUCAGCAGCAGCUCCCCGCACUUCCCAAGGAACGAUACUUGAUGUGUCACCUCUUUCAUUCACCCUAUGCUCCUCGGCACCAUCGACCACCGGGGUUCCAUACCUGUACAGACACCAACAUGGCUGUCAUCGAGAAUGGUUUAUGGUAUAUGAAGCAGCGAAGCUUCGGGUCAAUAGACUCGGGCAUUCAUCGCAUGCGCCUGGAAAUAGGUUUCAUGGCUCGCACCGAUGCCGCGCAAGAGCCCAACCAUCGGCCAGUGCUUUCCCAGAGUAUGGAGUACACAAGGACUGUGUCAAGGACCCUCAAGCCCGAUCUCGAAAGGCGCUUUACAGAUCAGGCCGCUCCGCCAGUGGGCACCUGGAUGGAAAAGCGUCCUAGAGGCAUCAGACAAGCAGAUGAGCAGGGAGAUUCAAUUAGGCUGGAAUUCUCGCAAGGUGGUACUGGAGAUUCAGAUAGAUCGACGAGGGCAAUAAGACAGACCAUUAGCCCAGGACCUCCUAGCAAGGACUCGGGAGAAAGCGUUAAGAUAUACGAUACGUUGAGGGGUGAUAGUCUUCUGCCGACCCAAGUUAUGGAAGCCCGUGACUCGCCAACACGACUUACAUGGAAUUGGAAGCUGCGGGCAGGAAAAGAACUGGAGAUGUGCGUAAAGAGAGACAACCAACAGUGGGUUGCUGAUCGAGUCGUUCGCUGCGAAUGCUCUUGCGAUCUGGAAGAAGUGCCUAUGCUCCAAUGCAUUUGCUGCCAAAAGUUGCAGCAUUAUCACUGCUAUGGGUUUGCUUUAGAGACGCACGUACACGAGCAUCAUUGCUAUCAAUGUCUUCUUGAAGAUACGCAUGGACCGGUUUUGGGAGACAUGAAGAGAAUCGCCAUUUUCAGGCGAGCACUAUGGAUCCUGUACGAAAAAACCCCCUCGUCACCCGCAGAAUUCGCUCAAAAGCUGCGUUUCGAUGGAAAGACGACACAGGGGUUGAUCAAGCGAUUGGAUGAAGGCGGUUACCUGGCUUCUGGAAGGACGCGAUUAUCUCCAGUGACCGCCCCUGAGCAGUUAAUGUUCAGGAGACAACUCUACUGUGAUCCUCUCACGAGCAUCAGUGGUUUCUAUGAGCCUCGAGACAAUACCGUACCUGCGAAUACAGAGACCGACGAUGAGGACCCUCGGUGCAAACGUAUAAAGACCGGACGUCACGAGAAGUAG
This is a messenger RNA of Letharia columbiana, 1827 nucleotides long. RefSeq lists its product as uncharacterized. The record is from RefSeq and is a predicted model, not a curated record. The transcript has 10 exons. The coding region runs from base 1 to 1827 and encodes 608 amino acids. Gene Ontology annotation, cellular component: nucleus. NCBI's taxonomy places the organism in Eukaryota, Fungi, Ascomycota, Lecanoromycetes, Lecanorales, Parmeliaceae. Gene Ontology annotation, biological process: meiotic recombination checkpoint signaling; synaptonemal complex assembly.